AUGGAAGCUGCGUCCUCUUCCUCUGCAGCUUCUUCUUCCGCUGUAAAAGCCGAAAAUAAUGAAGCGAAUAGACCAAGAAGAAUGAUCAAGUUCCCUAAUAAAGAACUUCCUCAAAUCACUCAACCAUCCCGUCGUAAAAAAACCAAGAAAAAUAUCGACCUUAAAUUCUGUCGCUCAGUGUAUUUGGAAUUGAAAAAACGACAACACUCUGCAUAUGCUUACCCGUUCUAUGAGCCGGUUGACGCUGAGAAAUUGGGCAUUCCUGAAUAUCCUAACAUAAUCAAAAACCCCAUGGAUCUCUCCACAAUUUAUAAUAAAUUGGAAAAAGAAGAAUACACUUCUGCAGAAGAGUUUGAAGCGGACAUUCGAUUAAUGUUUGACAACUGUUACAAAUUCAAUGCUCCUGGUACUGAUGUUUAUAACAUGGGUAAACAACUAGAAAAGGUUUUUGAUAAAAAAUGGGCAGAGAGACCAAUUCCACAGCUUUCUCCAACUGUUCGGGAGGGAAUCAAGGAAGAAGAAGAAUCUGCCUCAGACAAAGAAAGCGAACAAGCUAAACAUUUGAAGGCUUUGCAAAAACAUCUUGCUGCUUUAUCAUCCCAACUGAAUCAAUAUAGAAAAUCAGGAAAAGCUAAAAACAAAAAACCUACUAAAAAGCUUACUAAAAAACCCACUAAAUCCAAAUCCAAGUCUGAUGCUGAUGCAUUGACUGAUGCAAUGCCAAAAGCAAAACGUCGACGAAUUUCAAAAGCUGAGAUUGAGACCAUUGUUAAAGAAGAUGAUGAUAAGGAACUUACUGCUGAUCAAAAGGCCCUUCUUUCUAAAAGGAUUGAAUAUCUUCCUCAAGAACUCAUGGUUACGCUCAUUAGUAUGAUACAACAGAGUGGAGCAACGUUGAUGCCUGAAGAAGGUGGUUACGAGUUAGAAAUUGAGUCUAUUGACACUAAAACUGCUAAAAAAAUUUAUAAUUUUGUAAUGGCAAAUACUUCCGAACCAAAUGGUCGUAAAAAACGAAAAAUACCUGUUAAAAGAAAAAACCAGAUAAGCGAAGAAGAACAAAUAAAAGCUUUGGAAGAAACUUUGGCUAAAUUUGACAACAAAUCCAUAACCUCUAACGAGGCAAAUGAUAGUUCUGAUGAUGAUUCUUCGGAUAGCCAAAGCUCGGCAUCUUCUGGUUCCGAGUCUUCGGGUAGUGAUACAGUUUAG
Molecule: messenger RNA, 1206 nt
Organism: Entrophospora candida
Lineage: Eukaryota; Fungi; Glomeromycota; Glomeromycetes; Entrophosporales; Entrophosporaceae
Source: the annotation of a GenBank genome assembly